GAAUUUCUCGGAUUUAUGGGACCCACUCCAUAAGUGGCUGCUCUAGAUUUCGGUAUAUAUAUUAGAGGGAGCAGUGACCCAACCUGAUGUGUUCAUCAACAACCGUAGCCACAUCGCGUUCCAAAACAAAUUUCAGAGAAUUAUCUCAGCUCUCAGAACCUUCGGCUCUUCUUUGAUCUUUCUCUGUCCCUUUGGGAGAAGAAGAACUCCGUUCUUGCUUGCGGUGGCUAAUUUCAGACAAUCAGAGCAGAAGAUUUCAGUUGUAUGGGAUUGCAUCAGCAUGCAUGGGGUGAAGUUGGCAUCGAGAUCUUCAGCCCAAGGUCCAAGCAUAUAGCCAUGGUGAACAAAAUCUCACCCUGGGAUCAACAAGAGAAGAUGGCCUUGAGAAGUAAUGGAGCAUUGGUGAAGUCACUGAGCUUCAAAGAAUGGGAAGGAGGUGAACAAACCAAAACAAAUUCAGUGAACCACAAGAACAGGCCGAGCCUGAUCAACGUCGUCGUCGACAACCGGAGAAAUUCAGACAUUUUCAUGGCAGAAUCAAGCCCCAUAGUGUCUUCCAGCCCCAAAUGUGAGCUUGAUGCUGCAGCAGUGAAGGUUCAGAAGGUGUACAAGAGCUACCGGACGCGGCGAAACCUCGCCGAUUGCGCGGUCGUCGUCGAGGAGCUAUGGUGGAAAGCAUUGGACUUUGCAUCGCUGAAGCACAGCUCUAUAUCAUUCUUCAAUGGCGAAAAGCCCGAAACCGCGGCGUCGCGGUGGGCAAGAGCAAGAACAAGAGCAGCCAAGGUUGGAAAGGGGUUAUCGAAGAACGGGAAGGCUCAGAAGCUGGCAUUGCAGCACUGGCUCGAAGCUAUUGAUCCGAGGCAUCGAUAUGGCCACAAUUUGCAUAUUUAUUAUGGUGUCUGGUCCAGGAGUGAGAGUACAGAGCCAUUCUUUUAUUGGUUGGACAUUGGGGAGGGCAAAGAAGUAAAUCUUGACAGGUGUCCUAGGAACAAGCUUCAGAGCCAGUGCGUCAAGUACCUUGGACCAAAAGAGAGGCAGGAGUAUGAGGUUGUUGUGGAGAGUGGCAGGCUUGUUUACAAACAGUCUGGAGUUUUUGUCCACACUUCAGAUGAUUCCAAGUGGAUCUUUGUCCUCAGCACAACCAAGGCAUUGUAUGUUGGCCAGAAGAAGAAAGGGUCAUUUCAGCACUCCAGCUUUCUGGCUGGUGGAGCAAUCACAUCUGCUGGGAGAUUAGUGGUCAAAGACGGAAUCCUCAAGGCAAUCUGGCCUUACAGUGGUCACUACCUCCCAACCGAGGAGAAUUUCAGAGAGUUCAUCAGCUACCUUCAGGAGAACGGCGUCGACCUUGCCGAUGUCAAGGUAAAUAGAUGUCCCAUGGACAAAGACGACGAGUACCCAUUGCUGACAAAGCCUGACGUCACCGCCGCCUCCAUUGCCGCCACCAAGAACGUCGAGAAGGUCGCCGCCGCCACCGCAGCCGCAGCCGAGCGGCUGACCGAGACCGUCUCCGACGACACGGACCACGCCGCCGUCGACGAAGACGGCAGCAUGAGCGAAGGCGAGGACGAAGACGCCGACGUCCCAACGGCAACCAAAGAAGACGAGCACAAGGCGACCUCCUCGUCGGCGGCGAGCACCACCGCCGCCGCCGCCGCCGCAGAGAACCACCUGCCGUGCAGGUGGUCGACGGGGACGGGGCCGAGGAUCCGGUGCGUGCGCGACUACCCGCAGGACCUGCAGUCGAGGGCGCUGGAGCACGUCAACCUGUCGCCGCGCCUCGCCGCCGCCGGGGUGGCGCCGGCGACGAGGAAGAGGGACCCGGUGCCGUCGCCGCGGCCGAGCCCCGGGAUGAUACUGUCGCCGCGGCUGGCCUCCGUGGGCUUCCGGCCGCCGGUGGUGGCGCUCACGCUGCCGGACUUCAAGAGGAGCAGAUUGCAGUGACACUGAAACGAAAUUUUUUGGUUAAUUUUUUUUAGUAGUUUAGUUUAGCUGAUGAUGAACAGGUUUAGAGUAAUAACAGCUGGUCCAGAAAUUUUGUGAGGGAAGGACAGUGAUUCUUUGCUGCUAGGGAGAAUUCAGAUUAGUUGAUUUUUUUUUUUUUGGUUCUUCAGUUGUUGUAGAUGAUUCAGAUUGUACAAUUUGUCAGAUUUGUUCGUAUUUUCAUUUUAUUCUUUUGUUAGAUGUACACAAGGAAUUCGUUUUUGAGAAGAGAAAGAAACAAAGAUGAGGAAUUUCUUUUGCUGCAGUUCAGGACAUGAGCAAAA
Messenger RNA from Oryza sativa Japonica Group (Japanese rice), 2264 nucleotides. Its product is annotated as IQ domain-containing protein IQM1. The record is from RefSeq and is a predicted model, not a curated record. Lineage: Eukaryota; Viridiplantae; Streptophyta; Magnoliopsida; Poales; Poaceae.